This is a messenger RNA of Oryza sativa Japonica Group (Japanese rice), 2646 nucleotides long. The record is from RefSeq and is a predicted model, not a curated record. Lineage: Eukaryota; Viridiplantae; Streptophyta; Magnoliopsida; Poales; Poaceae.
GCCACCCACCCACUCACAAGCCAAGUCCACAGAUCUCUCCCCCUCCUGCCGCUGUCUCGCUCGCGCCCCCCAAGUCGUCGCCUAGUCACCACCACCGCGAGCGUCUCCUCCUCCUCCUCCACGCGCCGCGGCGGCGGAUUUCUUCGCCGGCGGCUGCGAGCGACUCGGUACCCCGCGCCGCGCGCGGGCGCUCCUUCGAUCGUGAUCUGGGCUGGGAGGAGGGAAGUGGGGGGUAAGGCGAGGCGAUGCAGAGGCAGGGGCGGCACCUGGAGCGGUCGGGGUCGAAGCGGGCGCUCGACGCGGGCGGCGGCGGCGGGGAUGACGACGACCGUGCGCCCAAGCGGCCGCGCGUCCCGGCCCUCGCGAGUGUCAUUGUAGAAGCCCUCAAAGUAGACAGUUUACAAAAGCUUUGUUCAUCACUUGAGCCGAUUCUGCGAAGAGUUGUUAGUGAAGAAGUAGAGCGUGCUUUAGCCAAAUUGGGUCCAGCUGCAACUCCUGCUAGAAUUCAAGGAAGGAGCUCUCCCAAAAGAAUUGAAGGUCCUAGUGGUAUCAAUCUCCAGCUUCAGUUUAGGUCUAGGCUAUCACUACCACUAUUUACAGGAGGAAAAGUGGAAGGUGAGCAGGGAGCAGCGAUACAUGUUGUGCUGCUGGAUGCAAACACUGGACGUGUAGUCACUUCAGGACCCGAGUCGUUUGCAAAACUGGAUGUCCUUGUGCUUGAGGGUGAUUUUAAUAAAGAGCAAGAUGAAGAUUGGACUGAAGAGGAAUUUGAGAACCAUAUUGUGAAAGAACGUGAAGGGAAGAGACCUCUUUUAACUGGUGACCUCCAGGUGACUCUCAAAGAAGGUGUAGGGACGAUUGGAGAGCUUAUCUUCACUGACAAUUCAAGCUGGAUAAGAAGCAGGAAAUUUAGACUUGGUUUGCGAGUCUCUUCAGGAUUUUGUGAAGGUGUCCGUGUUAAGGAGGCGAAAACGGAGGCUUUUACUGUUAAAGAUCACAGAGGAGAAUUGUACAAGAAACACUACCCUCCUGCCCUAAAGGAUGAUGUUUGGAGAUUGGAGAAGAUUGGAAAGGAUGGUGCAUUUCACAAGAAGCUAAACUCAAAUGGAAUAUACACAGUUGAACAUUUUCUUCAACUUCUUGUUAGAGAUCAACAGAAGCUAAGAACUAUUCUUGGCAGUAACAUGUCAAAUAAGAUGUGGGAAAGUCUUGUUGAGCAUGCGAAGACAUGUGUUUUGAGUGGCAAACACUAUAUAUAUUACUCAAGCGAUGCAAGAAGUGUUGGAGCAAUAUUCAAUAACAUAUAUGAGUUCACUGGUUUGAUUGCUGAUGAUCAGUACAUUUCAGCUGAAAACCUUUCUGAAAACCAGAGGUUGUUUGCGGAUACACUAGUGAAACAAGCAUAUGAUGACUGGAUCAACGUUGUCGAAUAUGAUGGCAAGGAACUGUUGAGAUUCAAGCAGAAAAAGAAAUCUGUCACGACAAGAAGUGAUACAGCAAAGGCUUCAACUAGCUACCCUUCUUCAUAUGGUUCGACACACUCACAUAAACAAUUGACAGGCGGACCUGUGAAUAUUGAGCAAUCAUCUAUGAGCAGUAUGAGUGAAGAUGGAACUAGAAACAUGUCCAACGGGAGCCAAGCAGCAAGAUAUGCAGCCAAUCCUCAGGACAUCUCACAAAGUAUCACCAUGCCAUAUGACAUGAGUUCAUUGAGACCCGAAGAACAGUUCGCUGGUUCUUCAAUCCAAACUCAAGCUUCAAGAAGCUCAAACAUGCUAGCCUUGGGACCAACACAGCAGCAAAACUUUGAAUUCUCAGCACUUGGUCAGUCCAUGCAGCCUUCUCCCCUCAAUCCUUUUGAUGACUGGUCCCGGUUGCAGGAGAACCGUGGAGGCGUUGACGACUACUUGAUGGAGGAGAUACGGGUGAGGAGCCACGAGAUACUAGAGAACGAAGAGGACAUGCAACAAAUGCUGCGCAUCCUGAGCAUGGGUGGAUCAUCAGCCAACAUGAAUCAUGGAGAUGGAUUCUCCCCCUUCAUGCCGUCUCCUGCACCAGCCUUCAACUACGAGGAUGACCGGGCUCGCCCGUCUGGUAAGGCUGUUGUUGGGUGGCUUAAGAUUAAGGCCGCUAUGCGAUGGGGCAUCUUUGUGAGGAAGAAAGCUGCCGAGAGAAGAGCUCAGCUUGUCGAGCUGGAGGACUAGCCUAGCGGAGGUCGUCCGGAGUGUUCAUCUUAUGGACCAUGAGGCCUGGCCAGUCUGGACAGAUGGUAACACGCCUCUCUUGGCUGGUCUUGUACAAUAGUACUGUUGAUAUUUAUGUUUACUGAUGAAAGAAAUGGGCUCAGCGAUGCACCAGGCCAGGAUGGUCCACAUGACGAGCUUAUUAGUAUGAAAUGGACACCCGUUGUUUGUAUAGCUGUUUGAUGGACAUUAUGUAAGUUUUGCUAGUCCGCCCUGUUGUAUUACAUGCAAUCCUUGAUCCGAACUGUGCAAAUUUAUUUGUUGGAGGUUUUGGGAACACAAGUGAUAGGAGGCAUGUCGCCAUCCUCUUGUCCUGGACCAAAAUGGUAGUCAUAGUAUACAUUAUUGCAUUUCUGAGCAUCACAUUAAAGCAUUCCCCUGAAAAAGCAAUUCACAAUCAAAA